Molecule: messenger RNA, 604 nt
Organism: Sphaerulina musiva SO2202
Lineage: Eukaryota; Fungi; Ascomycota; Dothideomycetes; Mycosphaerellales; Mycosphaerellaceae
Exons: 1
Coding region: 41-289 (82 amino acids)
Molecular function (GO): acyltransferase activity, transferring groups other than amino-acyl groups
Source: RefSeq, a predicted model, not a curated record
GCAGCUUGAUGCGAUCAACUUGGCCUUUGCAACAGAUUACAUGUACUGGACCAAUCCCCUUCCCCAAGAAGUCCUGCAGCAAGUAAUCGAUGGUUCAUUCUGCUUCGGAAUCUACCAAAACCUCGACGACACUACUACACGCCAGCAGCUCGGUUUCGCACGUCUGAUUACAGAUCAUACCACUUUUGCCUAUCUCACCGAUGUGUACGUUCUCCCAGAGUAUCGAGGACUGGGCAUUGGAGGUUGGUUGUUAGAUUGCAUUGAUGAGCAUUUGGAAGCGAAACCGUAACUUCGUUGGACAAUGUUGCGGACUGGCAGACUGCGAAGUCGUGAGUUGUAUCAGAAUCGGCAAGGGUAUCAGGUGUUGGAGUCGGGUACUGGGGAGUUUGGUCCUUGGAUGAUGGGGAAGAAGGGCAGAGGUAAUAUGGCAUGAUGAAGAUGGUGUUGACGAGUAUGGAAUAAUGGUAUUGUUCCGACUUAAGGUGAUGUGGUAGUUCUAUAUUGGUAGAUGAUUCUGGUUUUAGAGAGCCAGUCUCGAUACCGCACGAACGGCAAAGAGCACUUGUCUGUGCGAAGUACACUUUGAAUCGAUGGAAUAUCUUAC